This is a messenger RNA of Cadophora gregata, 1304 nucleotides long. RefSeq lists its product as uncharacterized. The transcript has a single exon. The record is from RefSeq and is a predicted model, not a curated record. Gene Ontology annotation, cellular component: cell wall. Gene Ontology annotation, molecular function: manganese ion binding. Bases 114 to 857 code for a protein of 247 amino acids. NCBI's taxonomy places the organism in Eukaryota, Fungi, Ascomycota, Leotiomycetes, Helotiales, Ploettnerulaceae.
AAUUUCCUUGAGUUUUUUCCUCAUAUAAUCUUUGGAUACUUCUCUUUCUUCCUCUCUGUUUCACUGUCCUCUUCAGACCUCACCAGAUCAAAUCUACCGAAUAACCAUUCAUCAUGCAACUCACUUCCGUCCUUGCUUCAGCCAUUCUGGCCUCCGUCGCUCUCGCUGCCCCAACAUCUAAUGCUCCUCCAGCACCCACAACCACAAUCACUCCGCCGGCACCAACAGGACUGAGCAUCACCCAACAGCUUUUCCUUUCUGACACUGCUGCGGACCGCUUCGCACUCCUCUCCGAUGACAAGAUCAAGUUCUCUUUCACUGAUCCGAAGAAGGGCAAGGGUGGUGACCUGGUGGCAGCGAACCGAAAGACAUUCCCGGCGUUGGUCGGUACAGGAUCUGGCAUGGCCGUUGGCUUCCUUAAGGCUUGCGGCUUCAAUACUCCUCACGUUCAUCCUCGCGCCACCGAACUCCAGAUUGUCACGCAAGGCACCUUACAGGUGGAGAUGGUUCCUGAGAACGGGGUUUUCAACAAACCUGGCGACGCCACUUCUGGCCGCAGGGUCAUAAAGAACACAGUCAACCAGUUCGAGAUGAUGCCUUUCUACCAGGGUUCUAUCCACACACAAUUCAACCCAACUUGUGACGAUACCAUCUUUGUUGCUUCAUUCAACUCGGAGGAUUUCGGCGCGGGACAAGUCGCCGAUGAGCUCUUCUCCAUGAGCCCCAACAUCGUUACCUCCGCGUUCGGUGAGGCCAUCGAUGGUGCGGAUGUUGAUGCGUUCAAGAAGGCUAUCCCAGUAUCUAUCGCUCAAGGUGUCGAGGAGUGCCUGAAGAAGUGCAACAUCGCGAAACGCUAAAUCGCCCAUCGCAACCACGACCAUCCUCAGGCAUUAUCUUGCAACAUCAUCCACGACAGGGUAGAAUGGCACAAGUACAUCCUAACGGACUCGGCAGCAAUAUUGAAGUAUAAUGAAUGAUCACGAUUUGCAGCAUUAUAGAUUUGCAUUUGGUUAGCAUAGCGUCUUUGAAGUUUUCAGCAUAGCAGCGUCUUUUGUGUCAUUUUGCAAUAUCUUCUGGCGUUUUGAUUUUUCAGGAGGAGGAGGAGUGGAGUGGAUUGGGGAAGUUCGGUCGUUACCUAAUGUCUUUAUCCUAUUGUAUUUUGGCAUCAGUCUUUGGUGGAUAGUGGAAGAAACAUAACUCACUUCAGAAGCAGAGACAAAUUCCAAUCGAGCUUGCUUCUCUCAAAAUGCCUUUCUCCUCUUGGUGUCUCCUCUUGGUGUCUCCUCUUGCGCGGGAAUCUGGUG